AUGGGGAGUUUGGGGCAUAUAAAACCACGUGGAACACCCUGCCUGUCAGACUCCAAGAGAGGUGCUCUGGAAGAGAUGACUGCAAACAUGAUGAUGCUCAGGCUGUGUGGACUCCUUCUUAUAAGCUCAACACUAACAGAUGCUAAAGUAGACAUCAUCUCUACUACCCCAGAUCUGCUGGUGGGAAGCAACACAUUGCUCUUGUGCAAAGCUGAUUCAGAGGGAGAAAUUAAAUGGUUGAAAGAUGAUGAAGAAGUUGAUGAAGAUCGCCAUACAGUUGAGAAAAUUGAUGAAUCCUCGAGUAAACUGAUCUUGAACAACGUUGAAUUAGAUGACACUGGAAUAUAUACCUGCGAGUUUGAAAAUGAACACGGCACAAAGAAGGGAAACUACCAGAUCUACGUCUACCAAACACUGGACUUUGGCAACACACGGACAUACCAUGAAUUUCUGGUCAACCAGACAGUGACCAUUCCCUGCGUGGUGUCCGGGAAGCCUGCGGUGGACGUCUUCUGGUUUCGGAACAAUCGCAUCGUGAAUGAUGACGGACGAGGUCAUCUCAGAAUCCUGGCAGACAAGUCUCUGCAGAUUCUGGGAAUUCAGCAAGAAGACCGUGGAACCUACACUUGUGAAGGCAGGAUCAAGGGACGCCCCAUAGUAAGGGACCUCCAGAUCUCUGUUGUUGUUAAUGAGCCACCGACUGUCCUGAUUAAUCAGAAGGGAAUGAAGGUUUCUGCCGGACCUAACACCACUGUGUCUAUAGCCUGCCUGGUCAAAGGAGUACCCACUCCAAACAUUUCAUGGAUAUUCCCUUCCACUUCUGAUGUCUCCCGUUACAAAUUCAACUCUGAUAAGAGCGAGCUCACCAUCUCUGCAGUGACCAGGAGUGAUUUUGGAGAGUAUGUCUGCAUAGCUACCAAUAAGAUCGGGGAAAACAGCGCCACAUUUAUUCUGGAAGUCUCAGAGCAUCCGGCUGUAGUUUUGGAUCAAACCAAGCUGACAGUUAUUCCAGGAGAAGCUGUAUCUGUGAUCUGCAAUGCCACGGGACAUCCAACUCCAACCGUACAGUGGUUCAGGAAGACUACCAGAGAAAAAAUGAUGAAUGUGGAGGGAUCUGAGCUGAUUAUUGAAAAUGUAAUGCCCUCUGAUGGUGGUUUGUACUCCUGCAUAGCCAGCAAUACAGUGGGAACAACAUCUGAAGACUUCCAGCUGAUAACCUGGCCUGGGACACCCACUAAGUUCAGUGUGGCCCCGGGGCCCUCAUCAUCUGUCCUCAUCCAGAGUGCCUCGGUGCUGGAUGGAGGGUCCUCCAUUACCCAGUACAUCCUUCAGUGGAAGAAACCGUCUGAAGACACCUGGAGUGAAAUCGUUGUCAAGCCCACAAAUCCCCUGGUGAUCACAGGCCUUGAGCCGUACACAGAGUACUCCAUUCGCUUUGCCGCCAAAAACUCUCACUACCAGGGAAACUUCUCCACAGAACACAAGAUCUUCUCACAGUCCCAACGGGAACCCGACAGCCCCAUUCUGUCUCUGAGUGAGAAAAAGCUGGACACAAACUCAGUCUCCAUCCCUAUUAAACAGCUGAAAGACGGAGGAUCUCCUAUCCUACGCUACAUCGUACGCUACAAAGAGAACCAUGAAAAUGAGGAAUGGACUAAAAAAGAAAUUCCUGGAAACUCCACCAAAAUACAUCUGAAAAAUCUCGAGUACAAUGCUAACUAUCAAAUGGAAGUUUCUGCAGUAAACCACAAUGGCUCCUCCAGCACUUCCACAGUUAACUUCACCGUCCCACAACCUGUCAGUCAGCCAGCGUUAGGGAAAGCAGGUGUGGUGGGAAUUGUAAUGGUCAUCUUCUUGGUGCUGAUGGUAUCAGUAGAUGCUUUCUGUUGCUACACCAAUCACUGCGGUCUGCUUAAUUUCCUCGCUCAUAAACUAUUUGGACACAAAGUGUCAGAGUCUAAAGAGAUGGAUGUAGAGGCCAAUAAUUCCACUAGAGACGUGAAGCUGAGCGGGCUAACACUACCACGAGGCAGCAUCCCAAAGCUUCAGUCAUCCAAUGGGGCAGUGAAUGACAAUCAUUCAGAAGUCACGUGUGACAAAGCGCCUCUUACCAAAUUCGAGAAGAAACCAGAAUCUGGUGACCCAGCAGCAGAGGCUUAGAUGAAGAUACUAUACACAACACAAUGCUAUGAAAACAUUGAACACUUCAAUGGCCCAACAUGGCUCAUCCAAUAGUGUGAGUUUCGGGGCGGGACAAUCUGUUUGUCUGACCAAUGACAGAUGGGGGAGUGUUUGAGAAACCUGUUUGAAAGAUAUAAAACUUCAUACAUGAUAUACUUCACAUUUAAGUGAUGCAGCCUGGAACAAAUAAACAUCAGAACGGACGACUGUUACUUGCAGGAAAACAUUCAAGUGCCGUGUGAUUUACAUUAUGUUUGUUCUUAAAUUGUGAUUGUACUAAAUGUAGGAUGUAACGGAAUAUAUGAUUGUGAUCCAGCACUGUAAAUACUGAAUGUGACAAAUGCUACUUGAGCUGAAUGUAGUUCAGUAGUGAGCAGAUAAAAGCAAAAUGCAGCUAAGUUGAAUAUGAUGUUGACAUGUUAAAGUAUAUUACUGACACAAUGGGAGCAUAAUAUCAUAGAAUAAUACCAUCACUAAUGUUAAUUUAUUGCACAUCUAACAUAUGCUUGUAGCUUGUAUAAAAUUUUGAUUAAAGGAACAGGUGAAAGAAAGAGUGUCCAAUGGACUUGGUAAGACAUGAAUUUUCCCUUUUAUGUGAACAAUAAUCACUU
Carassius carassius (crucian carp) is the source of this 2792-nucleotide messenger RNA. RefSeq names its product neural cell adhesion molecule 3 (gene ncam3). Gene Ontology annotation, cellular component: membrane. The record is from RefSeq and is a predicted model, not a curated record. NCBI's taxonomy places the organism in Eukaryota, Metazoa, Chordata, Actinopteri, Cypriniformes, Cyprinidae. The transcript is spliced from 17 exons. Gene Ontology annotation, molecular function: protein binding. Bases 1 to 2160 code for a protein of 719 amino acids. Gene Ontology annotation, biological process: cell adhesion.